GUGUCACUGUUAUUGGCCGGCUUGGCAGUUCCGGUUCCGCAGACAGACGUCUCCGUUACCGGUUCCGCAGUCAGACGUCGCUGUUACUUGUUCGGUGUUAGGAUGGCGGAUCUGCUGAGAUGGUGUGUGGGGGAGUUGGAAAGAUCAUUCGGGCUGAGUGGCAGCGAGGACAUCGUGCAGUACAUGCUGUCCAUUGAUAAUGAAGAAGAAUUUGAAGAGUACAUUAAUGACCUUGUCCAGGGCUCAGAUGAGAAAAAGUGUUCUUUUAUUCGUGAGUUGAAGGAUCGAUGGAGGAAGACCAAGCAACCAUCCAACUCAACCUCGCCACAGACAUACAAGAAAGAUGAGGCUUGCCACGUGCAGGGGCUGCUUUCAGGAGAGCUGGGCAAGAAAGGGAAACGAAAAGGCAGGAACAAGCUGGAACCUCUUCCUACACAGUCUUUAGUAAACACAACUGUUGAAGAAGUGAAGACUCCAAUGGACUUGGCUAAGGCUCAAGCAAUGGCCAGCCUCACAUCUACUAAGAAGAAACAAAAGUACGUCAACCUGUAUGCCAAAGAGGGUCAGGACAGACUGGCUGUGCUGAUCCCUGGACGCUACCCCUGCGAAUGCCUGGCCCAGAAACAUAGGCUUAUCAACAACUGCAUGGCUUGUGGACGUAUUGUGUGUGAACAGGAGGGCUCUGGGCCUUGUCUCUUCUGUGGGAACUUGGUGUGCACCAAUGAAGAACAGGAUAUUCUGCAGCGAGACUCAAACAAAAGCCAAAAAUUACGGAAGAAACUUCUGGGAGGCGCUGAGUCAUCCUUAAAAAUGGAUGUUUCUAGUAAAGACCUUUUACCCCGACAAGAGAUAAGAAUGAAAGAAGGUUUGGAAAGGGCCUUGCAACAUCGGGAUAGGCUAUUGGAGUUUGAUAAAACCAGUGUACGGCGAACUCAAGUGAUCGAUGACGAGUCUGAUUACUUCUCCUCCGAUACCAACCAGUGGUUGUCUGAGGCAGAACGUGAGGCAAUUCGUAGGAGGGAACAGGAGUUGCAAGAUCUACGUCACGCUUCUCGGCUCAGCCGCAAGGUCACCAUAGACUUUGCUGGCCGCAAAGUCCUAGAUGAGGGAGAGGAUCUGGCAGAGUACCACAAGAGGUUCGAUGAGACAGUUCAGACUAUUAAAUCGGGAACAGUGGUGCCACCAUCCAGGAGUUCCAGGGAAAAAUCAGAUGACUCCGUUUUACUAAAUCCCAGCGUGUUGCUCCCCCCACCCUUGUGGGUGGAUCAGGUUAGUGGCUCACACAGGAAGAAACCCCUCAUAGAAGGGACAGAAGAGCACCCAGAAAGGAGCCGGCUGCGCAUACAGGACCGGGAGCUGCAGGAGAUAAGUGACCAGGGCAUGUGUCUGAGCAUGCACCAACCUUGGGCUUCCCUAUUAGUAGCUGGAAUUAAACGGGUGGAGGGCAGGACAUGGUACAGUGCUCACAGAGGUCGUCUGUGGAUUGCAGCGGCUGCGAAAAGACCUUCCACGCAAGAAAUUUCCGAGAUUGAAGCUUCAUACAGAGUGCUGCUAGACAAAGAUGUGGCCUUUCCCAAAGAUUACCCCACUGGAUGCCUUUUGGGGUGUGUGGAAGUGGUGGACUGCCUGCCCCUGGAGCAGUUUAAAGAACAGUAUUCUUCACUCAGUCAGGAGUCCGCUUCUCCGUUUGUCUUUAUUUGCACCAAUCCACAAGAACUGUUUGUAAAAUUUCCCAUGAAAGGUCAACACAAGAUCUGGAAGUUGGAUUCCAAAAUACACCAGGGAGCCAAAAAAGGGUUAUUGAUGAGAAAAAGCCGGUCAUGACGUACAUUAGAAGACGCCAAGAAGAGUU
Messenger RNA from Spea bombifrons (plains spadefoot toad), 1852 nucleotides. RefSeq names its product thyroid hormone receptor interactor 4 (gene TRIP4). Bases 103 to 1824 code for a protein of 573 amino acids. The transcript is spliced from 13 exons. Gene Ontology annotation, molecular function: zinc ion binding. NCBI's taxonomy places the organism in Eukaryota, Metazoa, Chordata, Amphibia, Anura, Pelobatidae. Gene Ontology annotation, biological process: regulation of DNA-templated transcription. The record is from RefSeq and is a predicted model, not a curated record. Gene Ontology annotation, cellular component: nucleus.